ACAUUAAUAGCAUUAUAUAUAGUUUGCAUAUCUUUGAAGAUAUGGGUUUCCAUUGUGAGGAAAAGGAUAGCAUACAUCUGCAACCUUGCGCAGCUUGCAGGAUGUUACGCCGCAGAUGUGACAGUAAGUGCGUACUUGCUCCAUAUUUCCCAACCAAUGAGGUUGAUAAAUUUGCUGGAGUGCAUAGAGUGUUCGGUGCUAGCAACGUUAUCAAAAUGAUUCAGAUGGUCGAGGAAACAAAGAGAGAGGAUGCUGUUAAAGCGAUGGUGUACGAGGCGACGGCAAGGCUCAGAGACCCAGUUUAUGGCAGUGCUGGAGCUAUUUAUCAGUUACAAAAGAUGAUUGAGGAACUGAAGGCACAGCUGGAGUCCAUAAAAACUCGUGUGUCAGAACAAAAAGACCAGUUGUUGAGUAUUCGUAAUAACAACGUUAACGCUUGUGGCCACCUUGAUCAAUAUCCAUUUCCCGUCAAUGUCGACCCCAUCUUUGAUCAUGAUCAUCUCAUGGUCUCAGAUCCAUUUGAUUUUCCUGUAGAAGGUGGUGGCUGGGUAUUUAGCAAUAUGUCAACGCCCUCCUUAUAAAACACUAGCUAGAUAUUAAUUAUUUCAUAUAUGAUAUAUAAAUUAAUGCUCA
Molecule: messenger RNA, 633 nt
Organism: Glycine soja
Lineage: Eukaryota; Viridiplantae; Streptophyta; Magnoliopsida; Fabales; Fabaceae
Product: LOB domain-containing protein 1-like
Exons: 2
Coding region: 42-581 (179 amino acids)
Source: RefSeq, a predicted model, not a curated record